CCGGCCCCAUCAGGACCGUCCAUAUUCGAUCACGACGGUUCACUAAAUCUCUAGAGCAACGAAACCAACCCAAAGUUUUAGAUAGACGGUUGUGAUUAGAAAAUUCAUUGAUCGGACGGUUCCGGAGGGUUCAGCUGUUUAGACGAUUGACAUAAUAUUACAGAAGUCUCUAAUGAUGGUCUUAGUAAAACCGAGGAGAGACACCUAGGGGGAGACCGAACCUUCGUGACAUCGAUUUCUUAAUUCGUGAAAAACCCAGCUGGUUUCGAGUAAUACCCAUCUAACUGCGACCUCAGGGAAGCUCUUUUUGGAUUCAGAUCAAUCUGGGUCCCUCUCGGAAAUGGAGAAAGAACAGAAGGGUCCAAAUGAUCAAGAAAGAGUAGAAGAGGAGGACACGGAAGCUUUGGAGCUUGUUCUCUUUCAAGUCUCGGAGUGUUAUGUCUAUUUGAUACCGCCAAGGAAAAGUGCAGCUUCUUACAGGGCUGAUGAGUGGGAUGUGAACAAGUGGGAAUGGCAGGGUGUGUUGAAAGUGAGUAGCAAAGGAGAGGAGUGCAUCAUCAGACUUGAAGAUAAGAACACUGGUGAAUUAUAUGCUCGGGCAUUUUUGAGAAAUGGAGAGCCGCAUCCAGUGGAACCUGUAAUUGAUAGCAGCAGAUAUUUUGUUCUUCGAGUGGAGGAGAACAUUGAUGGUCGUCUUCGGCAUGCUUUUAUUGGCAUAGGUUUUAGAGAAAGAACAGAGGCUUAUGACUUCCAAGCUGCUCUGCAUGAUCAUAUGAAAUAUCUGGACAAGAAGAAGACUGCAGAGAAGAUGGAGCAGCAAUUCCAGAGAACAUCAUCAAUUGAUUACAGCUUGAAAGAUGGGGAAACUCUUGUUCUGCAAUUAAAGAACAAUAGAAGUGGCCAAAGUAUCAAGUCCAAGUUUUUUGAGCAGGGUUCGAACAAUUCAUCACCUGAGAAUAAGGGUGAUAUCAUAAAAGAGCCCAAGAUUUGUAUCAAACUGCCGCCCCCUCCCCCUGCCCCGCUUUCACCUUCUGGUACUGGUCAGAUGUCCCCGUCAAACUCUCCAACAACUUUCAAUCUUGAGGCAGCUUCUAAACAUGGGGAUUUAGUAUCAACAAAAGAGGAUUCAAAAAACACAGAUUCAUCAGAAAAUCAAAGCACAGAUGUACCAGAUGAUGAUUUUGGAGAUUUUCAAACAGCUGGUUAAUAUUUAAGUAUUAGGGGGGCAACAUACAUAACCAUACUAAGAAUACCUGAAAUUUUCUUUCACUGUGGUUUUCUGUUAGAUUUGGUGUUUGUGAUGGUUUUAACAACCUCAAAGAUCUUGUUGAUGUGGUGUAUAUUCGGCUAAAUAUUUACCAAUGUGAAUUUACUUUGAGACAAAUAAGUCUACCCACCCUAGCCUAGUGACUUAAAAAUUUGGUCAUAAUUAUACAAUACUUGUAUUUAAGCAUUUGGCAAACCAAAACAAAUAACAUGAAUUGCCAGUUGGUUUCUUUCA
Humulus lupulus (European hop) is the source of this 1501-nucleotide messenger RNA. RefSeq lists its product as uncharacterized. Lineage: Eukaryota; Viridiplantae; Streptophyta; Magnoliopsida; Rosales; Cannabaceae. The record is from RefSeq and is a predicted model, not a curated record. Gene Ontology annotation, biological process: endocytosis. Bases 341 to 1207 code for a protein of 288 amino acids. The transcript is spliced from 8 exons. Gene Ontology annotation, cellular component: clathrin vesicle coat; membrane.